Aspergillus bombycis is the source of this 579-nucleotide messenger RNA. RefSeq lists its product as uncharacterized. Lineage: Eukaryota; Fungi; Ascomycota; Eurotiomycetes; Eurotiales; Aspergillaceae. The coding region runs from base 1 to 579 and encodes 192 amino acids. The transcript has 2 exons. The record is from RefSeq and is a predicted model, not a curated record.
AUGUAUCGAACCCUACUCAUCCUCCUCACUUUCUACCUCUCAACCCUAGCAGCCGCGGGCGGCAAAGACCCAUCCAAGACCCCGAUCGAAGACACCAAGCAAGAAAGAAACAACAUCAACGCGAAAUGCCGCGGCAUCUACAUCAAUGGCGAGGGGCCCUCGAUCGCGGGCGAGGGCGUGCAGCGCCCUCUCAACGAAGACGGGACCAAAAAGCUCAAUCCCAUACGACCUCCCAGCCGGCCGCAGGCCAUCUGGGGCACAUGCGACCGUCGCAUCGGAGGAUAUAGGACGUCGAAGCUGGACCUGAACCUAUGUCUUGGGUGGAACCCGGAUACCGAAGAACUCUACCCAAAGUCCCGUGGAAACGGGAUCAAGGAGGGCGACUGCUCGUCUUGCUUCUACGCGAAGCCUGACCUCAAAUGCGUGUGCGGCGUUAAGAAGAAGGCUGAUGAUCGGAUAUCGGUUAGUUUGGAUGGGCUGGUAGAGGCUACUCAUGAUGGCUUUUUGACUUGCUUUGGCCAUACUGGAAGCCAGGUCGCGCUGGACCAAUUUGGGAGGCGAGAGGUUAGAGAUGCGUAG